Coccinella septempunctata (seven-spotted ladybird) is the source of this 2657-nucleotide messenger RNA. RefSeq names its product transcriptional repressor CTCF-like. The transcript is spliced from 12 exons. Gene Ontology annotation, molecular function: RNA polymerase II cis-regulatory region sequence-specific DNA binding; DNA-binding transcription factor activity. Gene Ontology annotation, biological process: regulation of transcription by RNA polymerase II. Lineage: Eukaryota; Metazoa; Arthropoda; Insecta; Coleoptera; Coccinellidae. The coding region runs from base 150 to 2171 and encodes 673 amino acids. The record is from RefSeq and is a predicted model, not a curated record.
UGGAGUUAAGGUGAGAAACAAAUUGUGAUGUGUAAAAUUUGGAUUUUUCAGAGUAUAAUUCCAGCUUAGAACUCAUUCCUUGGACUUUUGAUAGUUUCUUAUACAUAUUCACUAGAUAACAGUUAUCAAACAAAGGAAGCUAGUGCAGGAUGGCUGCACAUUUCGAAUCAACCGAAAUAAAAUUGGAGGAACAAUCCGAAAAUGUUACUGAAAUUCAAUCUUAUCUAGCUGGGUUUCAGAAAGAAAUAGGCUCAGAUGUAACGAUCCAACAAGUGUCUGAUGAAGUGGAUGAUGAAGAGGAAGGAACAUAUUUUGUUGAUCAGGCUGGUCAUUACUAUUUCCAGGCAAAAGGAGAUGCACAACCUGUUAUGACGGUUGUUUCAACUCCUGGCUUGAGUUCUAGCAAUGAUGAAAGGGAAUAUAUCAUAAAUGCCGAGAAUAAAUCAGAUAUUGAGUCGGAGACUAAAUCAAGUGGAAACAUACUGAUCAAUACGGGGGAUACUUAUCAACGAGUGUCCCUUGUACCUUCAGAAGAUGCUACUACAGAGAUGAGUUAUGUUUUGAUUGUACAAGACCCCUCUGAUAUUAAAGAUGGAGAGGAGGGUGAAGGUGAUCAGGAUAUGGCUGUAUAUGAUUUCGACGAUGCAGAAGAGAGUGGUGUUAUCGAUUCAGAUUUAGAAGACGACAAAUCAAAAAUCGUCAAAAUAGUCCCAAGAAAGUCCCAGGUGGUUGCUCAGGCUCACAUGUGUAAUUACUGCAAUUAUACCAGUUCCAAGAGGUACCUGCUUUCUAGACAUAUGAAGUCUCACUCGGAGGAGAGGCCUCAUAAGUGUAGCGUCUGCGAAAGGGGAUUUAAAACGUUAGCUUCCCUACAGAACCAUGUGAACACUCACACAGGAACGAAACCACACAACUGCAAAUUUUGUUCAGCAGCCUUCACAACUUCAGGUGAGCUUGUGAGACACGUAAGGUACCGUCAUACACAUGAAAAGCCCCACAAGUGUGACGAAUGUGAUUACGCUAGCGUUGAGCUGUCAAAGUUGAAGAGACAUAUUCGCUGUCAUACCGGAGAAAGGCCAUAUCAGUGUCCCCACUGUACCUACGCUAGCCCAGACACUUUCAAACUAAAGAGACAUCUUAGGAUCCACACCGGUGAAAAGCCUUACGAAUGUGAUAAGUGUCCAGCUAAGUUCACACAGUCGAACAGCUUGAAGGCACACAAGUUGAUCCACAACGUUGGAGAAAAACCGGUGUUUCAGUGCGAACUGUGUCCAGCCACUUGUGGUAGGAAAACAGACCUUCGAAUUCACGUUCAGAAGCUGCAUACUUCCGAUGCACCUUUGAAGUGCAAAAGGUGUGGGAAAAGUUUUCCUGAUAGGUACAGUUUUAAGUUGCACAAUAAAACUCACGACGGUGAAAAGUGUUACAAAUGUGAUCUCUGCCCGUACGCCUCGAUUUCGGCUCGCCAUCUGGAGUCGCACAUGUUGAUACACACCGAUCAGAAACCGUUCCAGUGUUCUCAUUGCGACCAGAAUUUCAGACAGAGGCAGCUUCUCAAACGACACGAAAACUUGUACCACAAUCCGGACUACGUACCACCCCCACCGAAGGAAAAAACCCACGAGUGUCCGGAGUGUUCGCGCGCCUUCAGACAUAAAGGAAACCUGAUCAGGCAUAUGGCAGCGCACGAUCCAGAUCCCUCCAUCCAAAAGAAGCAACUGGAGCUCAAACUGGGUCGCCAGAAGAAGAUUCAAAUGAUCGAUGGGCAACAGGUUGAGGUGAUGCCAAGCAUGAGUUCCGAGAAUGAGGAGGAGGAAAUCGACAUGAUGGCAGUAGAGGGAUCCGACGGUCAACAAUAUGUGGUUCUGGAAGUUAUACAACUGGGAGAAGGAGACGACCAGACUAUGGUGGUCGGGGAAGGUUCUGGGGAAAUCAUCGGGGAAAAUAUAUUACCAGAUCAUGAUCUUAAUGGCGAAGAUGUAAUAAGUGCUCUGCAAAACGCAAGACGGAUACCCAAAGAAGAAAAUGAAGACGAUGAUGAGGACGAAAAGAAAUUCGAUCCAUCGACACAAACAGACAUGAUGAACUGUUUUGGUUUUGACGAGGACGAAGACGAUGAAGAAUCAGAGGCUAAAGAGAGAACAAUCACGUUAUUGAGUGGUGUUAAUUAAUAAUCCCAGUUGUAAUAUCGUUACUAUUGGAAGGAGGAGGUGUAGAGAAGUUCUUACUUAUUUCGGUUUAGGUGUACAUUUUGUACAUAAAAUAUGGAUAUUUACCUUUGAAAAUUUAUAUUGUUGAUUUUAAUAACUUGAUAAUAUGGAAUUGUAAAUAUUCAAGUCUGAAUUUUAAUUAAUUGCACCGAUUUUGUGAUUUUUCAUAUUGAAAUAUAUAAUAUUCAUAAACGUCCAUUGAAGGAAAAGUUGUUUAUUCCGAAUUUUAUGUGAUGUAUUGGGGUAUUUGAGACUUAUCUUUGUAUUACCAUAACCUUUUAUUUAUUUGCUAUUUAUGGAUACGAUAAUUCAAUGGCAUUUUGGAAUUUUUUGACAGAUGGAUUUUUUCAGUUUUUUUAAUCAUCAUUUUUAGAUUGUUUUCUAUUGCAGUGCUGCCAACUGUUUUUGUGAACGGAAGUUGAAUGAAUAAAACUUAUCAUAGUUAAA